GUUGGACAACAAUAAUAGGGUGAAGUCACAGCACAACACUGGGACCUCGAAGCGAAUGACACAGCAUGGCUCCAGGGGAUGGUGGGGCAGCAUCAGUGGCGUCAACACGCUAAACCGCAUCUCGACUCGCUAAAUGGGUGACAACUGAACAGCCAGAUUGCACUUCGAGGUCAUUGCAUCAGAGCUUCUCGAGUGCCAACCUCCAUCCCAAACAUCACCGUUCAGCUUCCUGUCUUCAUCCUCCUGCCAAUUGACCGUCGCAAUGGGUUUCUCUAAGCUUUCUGUCUUUGCUCUCCUCGCUCUGCGUGCUGCCAGCGUCUUUGCUGCCGACGCUGUCGAGAAAGAAGCUGAAGCUGCUCCUACAACUCCCAACCUUGCCCUCUCGGUCUCUGCCUCAUUCCCCAACUCUGAGGUCUUCGGUGUCAAGCUCAUCAAUGGCCACGCGACCAAGGCCGUUCUUGACUUCACCAACAGCGAACCCGACCCAGUUACCAUCUCCCUGAUUGGCGGGUUCCUCUCUUCUCUACAGCCAUUGCCAGUUGACGCUCCUCCCAGCGCAGCCGUCAUCCGCAACUUGACUGCCACCCGAUACGAUGUUCUGGUACCAGCUGGCGAGAAGGCCACUCUCCCAUACACCUUCGUCAAUGACUUGAACCCAACUGAGCUCCGCCUCAAUUUGGUUGCUGUGGUCUCUAGCAAGGCCGGUAACGUCUACCAAGUCCAAGCCUACAACGAGACUGUCCAUGUCGUUGAACCAGCCACCAGCAUUUUCGAUCCUCAAAUCAUCUUCCUCUACCUCUUCCUCCUCGCCGGAUUCGUCGGAACCCUCUACUUCGUCUACAAGACCUGGAUCGAGACUCUCUUCCCACAAACCAAGCGCGGAGGCAAGGGCGGCGAGCGCGCCAAGCGCUCAUCUGGAGGUUCCAAGAAGGCCGUCCCAGUCGAGGAGCAAGUUUCCGUCAUUGGAGCUGACGGACCGGCUGUUACUACUGCGGUUGAGGCGCAGAAGGCUUAUGAUGAGAGCUGGAUCCCUGAGUACCACUUGAACCGCCCGACCGCUAAGCGGGUCAAGAGUGGAGCAUCAUCGAAGCAGAAGAAGCUUGUUGCCGAAUAGGAGGAUGUUCGAUUAGGACGAGUUGGGUGUUAGUAUAUCUGUAUGUGUAUAUAUGGAGUGGAGG
Molecule: messenger RNA, 1178 nt
Organism: Cadophora gregata
Lineage: Eukaryota; Fungi; Ascomycota; Leotiomycetes; Helotiales; Ploettnerulaceae
Exons: 3
Coding region: 263-1114 (283 amino acids)
Cellular component (GO): endoplasmic reticulum; endoplasmic reticulum membrane
Source: RefSeq, a predicted model, not a curated record